Molecule: messenger RNA, 348 nt
Organism: Chondrus crispus (carragheen)
Lineage: Eukaryota; Rhodophyta; Florideophyceae; Gigartinales; Gigartinaceae
Exons: 1
Coding region: 1-348 (115 amino acids)
Source: RefSeq, a predicted model, not a curated record
AUGAAUAGCGUGGUUAGAGGGCUCCGCUCUUUUAUCGUGGGGUCGUGCAGAAAUAGCUGCUUCAUAGACAAGAGAACGGACAGGCUCCUCCACACCAUUGCUGAACCGCGGACACUAAGGCUCAACGGGCACCACCCCCGCAUCAAGUAUCCAAAGCUAGAGUCGUGCAGGCGUGUAGGAGUGAGCCUUAAGAACCCAAAAUCUGAGAAAGGGUUAGGGUGGAUUGCGAUGGCCAGCCGUCUGAGCGUGGACGGUGCCAUUAGGGCCAUCUCAUUGAACCCAUACGUGCUAGCGCUCGGAGCGUGGGAACUGCUUCUUUGCGCUCUUCCGAGAGUGUGCCAAAAGUGA